GCAGUUCGACGAGGAGCACCGGCCUCGCCAACACGUUCGAGGCCACCGAGGAGGAGCUCGAGAUCGAGCUCAACGAGGCGGAGCCCCUCUUCCUCCGCGGCCAGACCAAGGCCUCCGUCGCCAUGUCCCCGAUCAAGAUCGUCCGCAACCCCGACGGCUCGCUGCAGCGCGCCGCGAUGACGCAGUCGGCUCUGGCCAAGGAGCGGCGCGAGCUGCGCGACUCGCAGCAGCGAGCGCUGAUGGACGCAAUCCCCAAGGACCUCAACCGGCCGUGGGAGGACCCGAUGCCGGAGCCGGGAGAGCGGCACAUCGCGCAGGAGCUGCGCGGCCUCGGCUACACGCAGGAGGCGGUGCCGGAGUGGAAGGUCAAGUCGAUGGGCAAGGGCUUCUCGAUCGGUUUCCCGACCAAGAACAAGUCGAUCCAGGAGCAGCGCGCCUCGCUGCCGAUCGCGGCGCUGAAGCAGGAGCUGGUGAACGCCGUCGCGGAGAACCAGGUCCUCGUCGUGAUUGGCGAGACGGGCUCCGGCAAGACGACGCAGAUGACGCAGUUCAUGGCCGAGGCAGCGGGCUUCACGUCGCGCGGCAUCAUCGGCUGCACGCAGCCGCGCCGCGUCGCCGCGAUGUCGGUCGCCAAGCGAGUGGCCGAGGAGUUUGGCUGCCGGCUGGGCCAGGAGGUUGGCUAUUCGAUCCGGUUCGAGGACUGCACGUCGCCCGAGACGAUCCUCAAGUACAUGACUGACGGGAUGCUGCUGCGCGAGUGCCUCGUCGACACCAACCUGUCGCGCUACUCGCUCAUCAUGCUGGACGAGGCGCACGAGCGCACGAUUCACACUGACGUCCUCUUCGGCCUGCUCAAGGGCCUGCUCGCCCGCCGCAAGGACCUCAAGCUCAUCUGCACUUCGGCGACCCUCGACGCGGAGAAGUACUCGUCCUACUUCUUCGAGUGCCCGAUCUUCACCAUCCCCGGCCGCACCUUCCCGGUCGAGGUCCUCUACACAAAGGCGCCCGAGGCGGACUACAUGGACGCGGCCCUCAUCACGGUGAUGCAGAUCCACCUGCAGGAGCCGCCCGGCGACGUCCUCCUCUUCCUCACGGGGCAGGAGGAGAUCGACACCGCCUGCCAGAUCCUCUUUGAGCGGAUGAAGUCGCUCGGCCCGCGCAUCUUCGAGGCCGCGCCGCCCGGCUCGCGCAAGGUGGUCAUCGCGACAAACAUCGCCGAGGCAUCCCUCACGAUCGACGGCAUCUUCUACGUCGUCGACCCCGGCUUCGUCAAGCAGAAGGUGUACAACGCAAAGGUCGGCAUGGACUCGCUGGUGGUGGUGCCGAUCUCGCAGGCGUCGGCGCGGCAGCGGUCGGGGCGCGCUGGCCGCACCGGCCCGGGCAAGUGCUACCGCCUGUACACCGAGCAGGCGACCUCCCCAUAUCUCCCCGCGUACAAGAACGAGAUGCUGCCCACCAACGUGCCGGAGAUCCAGCGCACGAACCUGGGCAACACCGUGCUGCAGAUGAAGGCGAUGGGCGUCAACGACCUGCUCCACUUCGACUUUAUGGACGCGCCGCCCGUGCAGACGCUCGUCGCGGCGAUGGAGGCGCUGUACGCGCUCUCUGCCCUCGACGAGGAGGGGCUGCUCACGCGCCUCGGCCGCCGCAUGGCCGAGUUCCCGCUCGAGCCUCCGAUGUCCAAGAUCUUGAUCGCCUCGGUCGAGCUGGGCUGCUCCGACGAGGUGCUCACGGUGGUUGCGAUGCUCUCCGUCCAAAACAUCUGGUACCGCCCGAAGGAGAAGCAGGCGCAGGCGGACCAGAAGCGCUCCAAGUUCUUCCAGGCGGAGGGCGACCACAUCACGCUGCUCGCCGUCUACCAAGGCUGGGCGGCGGCCAAGUUCUCAAACCCGUGGUGCUUCGAGAACUUCAUCCAGGCGCGAAACAUGCGCAAGGCGCAGGACGUGCGCAAGCAGCUGCUCACCAUCAUGGACCGGUACAAGCUGGAGAUCGAGACGUGCGGCCGCAACUUCACAAAGGUGCGCAAGGCGAUCACGUCGGGCUACUUCACGCACGCGGCCAAGAAGGACCCGCAGGAGGGCUACAAGACGAUGGACGAGGGCCAGGUCGUGUACAUCCACCCCUCCUCCGCGCUCUUCAACCGCAACCCCGAGUGGUGCAUCUACCAUGAGCUCGUCCUAACCUCCAAGGAGUACAUGCGCGAGUGCAUGGCCAUCGAGCCAAAGUGGCUCACCGAGCUCGCGCCGCGCUACUACCAGCAGGCCGACCCGCGCCACCUCUCCAAGCGGAAGCGCAACGAGCGCAUCGAGCCGCUGUACGACCGCUUCAACGACCCCAACGCGUGGCGCCUCUCCAAGCGGCGCGGCUGAAGUCGUCCGCGCGCGCGGCGCUGCGCCGCGCCGGAUCGCCCUCGCCGUGGUCGCCGCGGCGGGGAGGCCUCGCGGGUCACGGUGCAUGGAGGCGCGCUCGGCGGCGGCGCGCCGGCGGCGGCGCGGAGCGGUCUGCUGUCUGCCCCGGCGGGGCGCGGGCGCGAGGUGGAGAGGAGGGGCGGGGGCCCAAAACACGAUGUCGACUGUCGCCAGAGAAGCCGCUGUGGUGGAGUGUACUAUACUUGCGCUCACCUCUUUCUACGUAGAACAAGAGCCUUG
Molecule: messenger RNA, 2648 nt
Organism: Emiliania huxleyi CCMP1516
Lineage: Eukaryota; Haptophyta; Isochrysidales; Noelaerhabdaceae
Product: ATP-dependent RNA helicase
Exons: 18
Coding region: 123-2369 (748 amino acids)
Biological process (GO): spliceosomal complex disassembly
Cellular component (GO): catalytic step 2 spliceosome; intracellular anatomical structure
Molecular function (GO): RNA binding; ATP binding
Source: RefSeq, a predicted model, not a curated record